AGUAAACAAGAGCAGGAUGGAGCCGACGGAAGAGAGCGGCAGCCAGGCCGAGGACGAGGGCAACAGUCUGGACUGGCUGCUCCGGAGCAACCCUGAGGAGAUCGUCCUGGCACCCAUGGACUCCAACGUCACCCUGGCUAGACCGCUCAGCCUGAAUCGCAUCAGUGAAACAUUCACCAGAGAGCGAAUCUUCAAGGCGGCGUCGCAGGGCGACCGAGAUCAGCUGGACGGGCUGCUGGACUUCCUGCAGUCCGAGGGCAAGAAGCUGACCAGCCCGGAGUUGACAGAUCAGAGGAAUGGGAAGACGGCUCUGCUCAAAGCUCUGCUGAACCUGAAGGACGGGAAGAAUGACACCAUCCAGCUCUUCCUGGACAUCGCAGAGGAGACCAAGGACCUGGAGCAUUUCAUUAAUGCGUCCUACACGGACCCCUUCUACAGAGGUCAAUCUCCGCUGCACGUCGCCAUCGAGAGGCGCAGCUUCGAGCUGGUGGAACUGCUGGUCCAGAAGGGCGCCGACGUCCAAGCCAGAGCCGACGGAUGCUUCUUCCAGCAGAACGGGCUCCCAGGCUUCUACUAUGGGGAGCUGCCUCUGUCUCUGGCCGCCUGCACCAACCAGCCCGCCGUCGUCUCCUUCCUCAUGGAGAACCCACACAACUGCGCCGCCGCUGCCGACAAAGACUCGCAGGGGAACACGGUGCUGCACGCCCUGGUGGUCAUCUGCGACAACACGCCCGAAAACACAGAGAUGAUCAUCGCCAUCUACGACGAGAUCCUGAUGCACCAUCACAGACUCGAGAAGAACGUUCACCUGGAAGCCAUCGAGAACAACCGCGGCUUGACUCCGCUCAAGCUAGCCGCCAAGCUCGGGAAGAUCGGCCUCCUGCAGCAUAUGAUGCACCGAGAGUUCAAGGACGAAGACACAAGAGCCUUGUCCCGGAAGUUCACAGAGUGGGUCUAUGGUCCCGUCCACUCGUCGCUCUACGACAUCAGCUCCAUCGACACCAGCGAGGAAAACUCGGUGUUGGAGAUCGUCGUUGUUGGCAGUGAAAUCCCGAAUCGACCCGAGAUUCUGAAGCUGGAACCUCUACGAAGUCUUCUGAAGGAUAAGUGGGACAGAUUCGCCUCCAAGUUGUUCCUGAUGAACUUCGUGGGGUACCUCAUCUACCUCCUCAUCUUCACCACUGCCGCCUUCUACAGGAAAGAGGGGAAGCCGCCAUUUGCGCCCCAAGAUCACGCUGACUACGCUCGAUGUGUGGGCGAGAUCUUCUCCAUCGCUGGAGCCGUCUGGUUCCUCUACAAAGCCAUCAAAGUCUUCAUGAAGACUCCUCCCAAGUUCAGCGCUCUGUACACGGACGGCUUCAGCGACAUUCUCUUCUUCCUCCAAGCCUCGCUCCUCAUCGUCGUUCCCAUCCUGUACUUCUGUGGGCGGAGCGAGUACGUGGGGCUGCUGGUCAUCUCGCUGGCUCUGGCCUGGAUCAACGUGCUGCACUACUCCAGAGGCUCCAAACAGAUGGGCAUCUACAACGUCAUGAUGCAGCGAAUGAUUCUCGGAGACAUCCUCCACUUCCUGGUCUUCUACUGCGUCUUCCUGUUCGGAUUUUCGGCCGCCAUCGUGGCGCUCAUUGAGGACGAGGUGGAGAACCUGCAGGCCUCGGUGCGCAUGGAGCCGCUGGAGUGCAAGAAGCCCAGCUACAACGACUUCCAGUUCACGCUGCUGGAGAUGUUCAAGUUCACCAUCGGCAUGGGCGACCUGCAGUUCACAGACCAUGUGCAGUACAAGGAGGUCUUCUACGUGCUGCUCAUCCUCUACAUCUGCCUGACCUACAUCCUCAUGCUCAACAUGCUCAUCGCUCUGAUGGGACACACUGUGGAGGUCAUCUCGCAGGAGAGCGAGAGCAUCUGGAACCUGCAGAGAGCCUACACCAUCCUGGACAUGGAGCGCUCGCUGCUGAGGAGGCUGCUCAACAGAUUCUUCCCCAGAGAGUCCAAUGUCAUCUGCUUCGAGGAGAAGCCCACCAGGUUCCUGAGGGUCGAGGAGGUGAACUGGAAGCAGUGGAGGUCGGACCUCAGUGUGAUCGGAGAGGAAUUCUCGGGUGAAGGUCAGAUGGAGGACGUUCCAGACAAGAAACGAGGGACAAUCUGGGACUUCUCACUUAUUUCCAAGCUCCGUCCUCGACGGCGCCCCCGACUGGACGACAAACUCCCCUGACACUUUUGUCACGUUCCACUUGUGUCCCUCGCUGCCUGAGAACUGAAAUCUCCUGUGGAGCCUCUUCAGCAGGGAGCGGUGAGGACCCUCACUUCAGUAGCAGACCACGUCAGAUUAUUUGGCGCCACCACAGACACCGCUGUAUUCCGACCACGUCCAGUCUAGUUCAUUAUUGCUAACCAUAUUAGGUCAAUGAAACCAGAUUUGUUACAACAUGAAGUGAUGAAGUCAGGACGAACAGAGAUUACAAGAUUAUGCAAGAACCUGGUGUCAAGGUUUAAUAUAAUACCACCACCCAAUGAAUAUUCCUCAUGAGACAAUCUGGGGAUUUAAUCUGAAGUUAUACAAAUAUUUAAGAAGAUAAUCUGAGGCAAACAAAUUCAGUUAAAAUAUGGAUUAUAUCCACAGGCACACGUUACCAUGUUGAAUUAUUCAAAACAUUUUUUUCACAUUUCUCCUAGUUCAGGUGGUGAAAGUAAACUGUCAAUAAUCCACAUUACCCAGAUUAGGAUGACAAAGCAAGCGAUGUCUAGAUGCACUCACAUUGGGAAAAUCCCAGCUUCAUCUGAAGAAGUGGGAAAAUUGAGGAUUGCUUUCACUGGGAUUAGAAGGUCAAAGUAUUUAUUCUACAAACCUUUUCUGUUGAUUUACAAUGAAAUAUUGAUUUUAUGAUUUUGGCCAUAAUUUACAACAAACUAUUGGCAGAAUAGUCUGUUGAGUUUGACGACAAAGCAAAAGAAUGAGUGAGUGAAAAAAGAGAAAGAAACAAGCAUUUCUGUAUGCAGAGGAAACUUCUGAAUACUUCUGGUGUCGACUUGUGCAUUAAAAGAAAAGAACA
Molecule: messenger RNA, 3047 nt
Organism: Synchiropus splendidus (mandarinfish)
Lineage: Eukaryota; Metazoa; Chordata; Actinopteri; Syngnathiformes; Callionymidae
Product: transient receptor potential cation channel subfamily V member 1-like
Exons: 15
Coding region: 17-2209 (730 amino acids)
Biological process (GO): calcium ion import across plasma membrane
Cellular component (GO): membrane
Molecular function (GO): protein binding; calcium channel activity
Source: RefSeq, a predicted model, not a curated record